This is a messenger RNA of Penicillium argentinense, 495 nucleotides long. Its product is annotated as putative nuclear transport factor 2 domain protein. Gene Ontology annotation, cellular component: nuclear pore central transport channel. The coding region runs from base 1 to 495 and encodes 164 amino acids. The transcript is spliced from 2 exons. The record is from RefSeq and is a predicted model, not a curated record. Lineage: Eukaryota; Fungi; Ascomycota; Eurotiomycetes; Eurotiales; Aspergillaceae. Gene Ontology annotation, biological process: protein import into nucleus.
AUGACCAACGACCUCGUGAUGGACGACACCUUGACCAAAGUGUCAACGGAAGCGGCCUCCGAUUUGGUCAAAUCCUUCUACGUCGCACUUCAAUCCAACCGCCAGUCGAUCGCAACCUAUUACUCUGCGACUCCCACCACGAUCCUAUUCAAUGGCAACCAAGUCGCAGACGGUCCUGCAGUCCAGGAAAUUUUCGUGAAUCAGAUGCCUACCGCCAAGUACGAGGUCCAGUCUUAUGACGCCCAGAUCAUCAACCGCGCGUAUCCCACCCCGACUGCCGAUGGCGGUACCAAGCCCACCUCCGAGAUGGGUAUCAAGGACAUGUCGCUUCUGGUUCUUGUCAGCGGAUUUGUCACGUACGGCGAUGGCCCCGACCUUCCGCAGCGCGCGUUCAGCGAGAGUUUCGUCAUGAUCCCGAACCCCACCGCGUCGGACCGGGGCAAGCACCGCAAGGACUGGCUCAUCCAAAGCCACAACUUCCGCUUGGUUGUCUGA